ACUCCAUUGCCCGGCCGUGGCAGCUGCUGGGGCGCGGCGCCAGGGCAGGCCGAGGGAGGGAGGUUGGCCUUCGCCGCACCGCGGAGCCGGAGGAUGGCGCGAUGAGAGCGGCCCGCAGGGACCAUUCUCUUCCAGGAUGACUAGUCACUGGACAUUUAAAACCACAAGGUGGUGUGCAGUGCUAGUGAGUCACUGAUUGUCAGUCGUACCCACUUCAGUGCAGAUAAAUGAAUCUGUCUACAUCGACUGAAUUUGGCUUUUGGCUUUAGGUUGAUUCUGCUGUAGGAUAAUGGCAGGAAAAGUAAAGUGGGUAACUGACAUUGAAAAAUCUGUUCUAAUAAACAACUUUGAAAAAAGAGGCUGGAUUCAGGUGGCAGAAAAUGAAGACUGGAAUUUUUAUUGGAUGAGUGUGCAAACAAUCAGAAAUGUUUUCAGUGUGGAAACUGGUUACCGCCUCUCUGACGAUCAAAUUGUCAAUCAUUUCCCAAACCACUAUGAGCUGACCAGAAAAGAUUUGAUGGUAAAGAAUAUCAAGCGCUAUAGGAAAGAGCUUGAGAAAGAAGGAAGCCCUCUUGCAGAAAAGGAUGAAAAUGGGAAAUACAUUUAUUUGGAUUUUGUUCCCAUUACUUUCAUGCUUCCUGCUGAUUACAAUCUCUUUGUUGAAGAAUUCAGAAAAAAUCCCUCCAGCACUUGGAUUAUGAAGCCUUGUGGCAAAGCUCAAGGAAAAGGGAUAUUUCUAAUCAAUAAACUCUCCCAAAUUAAAAAAUGGUCUCGAGAUAGCAAGACAUCUUCGUUUGUCUCUCAGUCUUCCAAAGAGGCCUAUGUGAUUUCUCUUUACAUCAACAAUCCCUUACUUAUUGGUGGAAAGAAGUUUGAUCUCCGUCUGUACGUUUUAGUAUCUACUUACCGUCCACUGAGAUGCUACAUGUAUAAACUUGGGUUUUGCCGGUUUUGCACAGUAAAAUACACACCAAGCACAAGUGAACUGGAUAACAUGUUUGUACACCUUACAAACGUUGCCAUUCAGAAACAUGGGGAUGAUUACAAUCAUAUCCAUGGAGGCAAGUGGACAGUGAGUAACUUACGCCUCUAUCUGGAGAGCACCCGUGGAAAGGAGGUCACAAACAAGUUAUUUGAUGAGAUUCAUUGGAUAAUUGUGCAGUCACUAAAGGCUGUUGCGCCUGUAAUGAAUAAUGAUAAACACUGCUUUGAGUGUUAUGGAUAUGACAUCAUCAUUGACGACAAGCUUAAGCCAUGGUUAAUUGAGGUUAAUGCUUCCCCUUCUCUUACUUCCAGUACUGCUAAUGAUCGCAUCUUGAAGUAUAAUCUUAUUAAUGACACCCUUAACAUUGCUGUGCCUAAUGGAGAAAUUCCAGACUGUAAAUGGAAUAAAUCUCCACCAAAAGAGGUUCUUGGCAAUUAUGAAGUCUUGUAUGAUGAAGAGAUGGCGCAAAGCGAUGGGCAUGAUCGUGAGUUGCGAAGUCGUUCUGGGCAGUCCACUGGAGUAAAAGGGAAUCGUGCAAGAGAUUCAGGAAAGCCUGUGCUAACCACCUGGAAGUGAUGGGGGAAAAAACAGCUGCAGUCUGGGUAGGAAGACAUCAUGAACAAAAAUGCACUUUUUAAACAGUUUCCUCUAUUUUGCUUCAUUGUAUGUGGGAAAUGCUAAAAGAGAAUAGAUAAUACAGCCUUUGGUCUGUGGUACAGUUGGUGCUGAUGUGUCCUGACUGAAAGGCAAUCUGGCAAAAGCACUUUAGGCUCUGGAGGGAGGGCAGAUGCAGCAUGGGCUGACCGGUGUCAUUACACGUGGUGUAGGAUUCAUCCAUUCAAUAAAGAAUGAUACACACAGGCUGGAUGAGUCACUCCAAGUGUAAUCAUCGUCUUGGUUAAGAUUGUGUAUUCCAUUAAAAUAAAGACCAAAACCCAGCUGAUUCUCUGGUCAUCA
This is a messenger RNA of Pogoniulus pusillus (Red-fronted tinkerbird), 1942 nucleotides long. It is a transcript of the gene TTLL1, whose product is annotated as TTL family tubulin polyglutamylase complex subunit L1. Gene Ontology annotation, biological process: microtubule cytoskeleton organization; protein polyglutamylation. The transcript has 11 exons. Lineage: Eukaryota; Metazoa; Chordata; Aves; Piciformes; Lybiidae. The record is from RefSeq and is a predicted model, not a curated record. Gene Ontology annotation, molecular function: tubulin-glutamic acid ligase activity; tubulin binding. Gene Ontology annotation, cellular component: cilium. The coding region runs from base 290 to 1561 and encodes 423 amino acids.